UCUCUCCCGUAUCCAUUGUAGGUAGAAAUCCUCGAAGCAGUGUCUGUCAUUUUUCUUGUCUCACUGAGUUGAGCUGAGUUGGGUAACUCGUCGAGUUCGUUUCUCUGGAUCGACAUGGAGAUGGAAGGAUUCAAAGAGAACCCUUCUGAGAUCCACAGAUGAGACUCAAAUGGAAGACCUGUUUGGUACUUCUUCUUUGGAAGCACAUAUGCUCAUAAGUGCUUUUGCUAGAAGUGCUUUUAGUAGAUCAUCUUCCCUGUCAUGAAUGUUCUAUGUCCGAUGAAGAAAAGAAAAUUUCGCGAGGAGCAAUUGGGCUUGCCGAUAACUAAGAACAGGUGCUUGGAAUGGGUAUUUCCAUCUGGUCAAUCCAUCUCCAUGUUUGAUGAAAACCUGGAAGUAAAGAACAUGAUAAAACAGACACUGAAGAGAAAGAUAGAUGGGGCAUCCCUGGAUGAUGGGUCUGAACUUGAAUCGGGAAGAGGUAGCAACAGUUUCGUUGGAGAUUCUGAUUCUGCAACGUCGGUUUAUGGUGAUUCAAAACUUGGACCCGUGCAUGCACAGACAUGCCAAUAUGAUAGGCCUUCCACUUCAUCAGCGAACGGCAUCAGCCAUAGUGCAGAUGAACUAAAAUAUGCGAACGGAGACCAACAACCUAUGCAUCCUCAUGGUGAAAUUCAAGAAUCUCAGAAUCUUCAAGAGCCCAUCCAGGAAUUUGGAGAGCAGGUGGAUUACAUUUUCGCAGAAUAUGGAGAUGACUGCAUUGAGCAAUGUACGGACACGGGUUACGAAGAUCUCAUCUACCCGAACGGUUUGAACCCGAACACAUAUGUACUUUCGUCGGGAAGAUGGAAUGUGAACCAAGAUAAUUCAGAGGCUCAAUCAGGCGGCAGCAGGAAGCCAACCAUCGAUCAAGAAUUCGAGCAGUAUUUUUCCUCCCUAAUGCUGUAGAAUUCACUGCUUCACAGCAAUAAAUCUGUAUAGUUUUUUUUUUUUCUUUCUUUUUUUCUUUUUUAAUUUUAUAAAUAUGUUGACAAGGUUUAAUCGCGAAAGAGUUUUGGUUCUGGCACACCAGGGAGGUCCAGCUCUUUUUUCAAUAAACGAUAAGAUAUUUACAAAGAUGAUUAGAUGACCGGCCUUCGACUCAA
Messenger RNA from Pyrus x bretschneideri (Chinese white pear), 1145 nucleotides. Its product is annotated as protein FAR-RED ELONGATED HYPOCOTYL 1-like. The record is from RefSeq and is a predicted model, not a curated record. Lineage: Eukaryota; Viridiplantae; Streptophyta; Magnoliopsida; Rosales; Rosaceae. Bases 262 to 948 code for a protein of 228 amino acids. The transcript is spliced from 4 exons. Gene Ontology annotation, biological process: response to red or far red light.